Leopardus geoffroyi (Geoffroy's cat) is the source of this 4997-nucleotide messenger RNA. RefSeq names its product cholesterol 25-hydroxylase (gene CH25H). Bases 1432 to 2247 code for a protein of 271 amino acids. Gene Ontology annotation, biological process: cholesterol metabolic process; sterol biosynthetic process. Gene Ontology annotation, molecular function: C-4 methylsterol oxidase activity; iron ion binding; steroid hydroxylase activity. The transcript has a single exon. The record is from RefSeq and is a predicted model, not a curated record. NCBI's taxonomy places the organism in Eukaryota, Metazoa, Chordata, Mammalia, Carnivora, Felidae.
AGAGAGAGAGAGACAGAGAGAAAGAGAGAGAGAAAAAAAGAAAAGAAAAGAAAAAAGAAAAGAAAAGAAAUGUAAAACUUGGGGAGGGAAGCGCCGGUCCCAACCUCAUGGACCCUAGAAGAGGCAAAGCUAGCAUUAGUUAGGAGUGGUCCCGCCUUCAAAGUGUUGGUCCCGAACUUCUGUCCUUUAGGGGUCUCGUGUGUCGCGCGCCGGCCACCCCGGGCAAGGCGGAGGUGGUCUCCUACGCAGGUCCCCCGGUGGCCCCAGAGCUCUCCGGGUGCCGACCCCCUCCCGCUCCGUCCCCGGCCUGCCCACCCGGUGGCCCGCCGACAGCCGCGGGGGUGGGGCCGGCCUCUGGGCGCCCGGGCCGGUCCGCGGAGCCCGGGUUGAGGUCGAGCGGCGGGUUGGAGGCGCGGAGGCCGCGGAGAGGACAGGGCAGGUGCGGCCUCAUCCGCUGCCCCCACAGCCUCCCGCGGAGUCAGGUGCGCGCAAGAGUCAGCAACGCGGGUGGUUCGCUGCUUUCCUACCUCCAUCCCGCGGCGAGACCUAGCGGCUUUUUAGCCAGAUCUGGGCACGCGUCCCCUGCGCUGUCGCCGCGCCUCCCCGUCCGGGUCGCGGGUCUGAGCCCCGCGCGCGCCGCGGAGAAACGAUCCGCCGCCGGGAGUCCGCGCGCAGUGGGGUCGGGAGCUUGCGGCCAGCGUGGGGGAGAGCCCCUCUCUCGGAGACUCUGGGACCGGGGAGGUUCUGGUCCCGCCCGCAGGGCGCCCUGACUUCUUGCGCUGGUGGCCGCUGCGCGCGCCCGGGGACUCCGCGGUUCCCAGCGACAGGUUACUCUGCUGCUUCGCGGCGCGUUAGACCGACGGGAGGCGUGCAGACGGAAAGGACCCGACAUACAGAAGCUACGUCGCUUUAAAACGUUUUUUUUUUUUUAAAGAUACAAUGAUACUUCGCUUCUUGAUGAAAGCACGCUUCUUGAUGAAAGCACGCAGACGCAAUUCUCUGUAUGCAUUUAAAAAAUGCAGAUAAUUCUGCACUGAUUGCAAAGGCGCUCUUUAUCGUGGUGACGGAAAUAGUCCUUAUCUCGUCCGGGGGUCACGACGACACGGAGGAAUUAAGUGGUAUGGUGUGUAAAUUGUUGAUCAGUUGAAAAAAAAAAAUCGGCACAUAAACGUGCACGCAUGCGAAAAGUUAUUCAGGAGCACUGCGCACCGCGCACGUAAGGGGGCCGAGCGGCGGGAGACGCGCGUCCGGACCGCUAAAGCGCGGCUCGGCGCAAUUCUUUCUGCGGAGGGCCCGGCGCGGCGGGGCGAGCGGGCGCGAGGGCGGCUGACGUCACCGGGGGCGGCUGACGUCACCGGGGGCGGGGCCGCGGCCGCCGACAAAAGGCGGCGGGCGACGCGAGCCGUCGCAGCUGCCGGGCACGGCCUCGCCAUGAGCGGCGGCAACGCGUCCGACGAACUCCGCGUCCUGUGUAGCCCCGACCCGCUGUUUCUGCAGCCGCUCUGGGACGGCCUGCGGGCCCGGGAGGCGCUCCUGCAGUCGCCCUUCUUCCCGGCCGUCUUCUCCAUCGGCACCUACCUGGGCUGCUGCCUGCCGUUCGUGCUGCUGGACGCGCUGUGCCCCUGGGUGCCCGCGCUGCGGCGCUACAAGAUCCACCCGGACUUCGCGCCGUCGGCGCGGCAGCUGCUGCCCUGCCUGGCGCAGACCCUCUACCAGCACGCCGUGUUCGUGUUCCCCGUGACGCUGCUGGACUGGGCCCGCGGCCCGGCCCCCGUGCCCCCCGAAGCCCCCGAGCUGCUGCAGCUGGCGCGCCACGUCGGCUGCUGCCUGCUGCUCUUCGACGCCGAGUUCUUCGCGUGGCACGUGCUGCACCACCGGGUGCCCUGGCUGUACCGCACGUUCCACAAGGUGCACCACCAGAACGCGGCGUCGUUCGCGCUGGCCACGCAGUACAUGAGCGUCUGGGAGCUGUUCUCCCUGGGCUUCUUCCACCUGCUGAACGUCACGCUGCUCGAGUGCCACCCGCUCACCGUGCUGGUUUUCCACGUGCUCAACAUCUGGCUGUCGGUGGAGGACCACUCGGGCUACGACUUCCCCUGGUCCACGCACAGACUCGUGCCCUUUGGCUGCUACGGCGGCGUGGAGCACCACGACCUGCACCACUCGCAGUUCAACUGCAACUUCGCCCCCUACUUCACGCACUGGGACAAGCUGCUGGGGACCUUCCGGUCCCCGCACGCCAAGUGAGGCGCGCGCCCCCCGGCGGGCGCGGCGGGGUGGGUGCCCCUCGCACCCGGGACUGCUGGGCGCUUCGCACUCGAAUCAGGACAGACACACCCGAGCCUUUGUGUUGUUCUGUUUUUGUAAGUAAUUUAUUACCUGAUGGAGAUUUGUGGGUAAAAUCUGAUGUAUUUUCACAGCCUGACCAAGUAAUUUAUAUCGUUUUUGCGUAUUGAGGAUUGUACUCGGAGUCUAAUUCUAGCUCACUAAAGUAGCGUUGGUUCCUGGAUAUGUAUAUAUGAGAUAUGUAUAUCACUGGUGUAUUUAAAUCAUCUCUAAAACGUUUGUUUGUAGGACAAGGACUUUCUUAUUUUUCAAAGUGUCACAGAAAUAGGCUAAAAGAACAUAUUUUUAUGGAAAAUGUGAACAGUGAAACAUUCCUGCUGGACAGUGAUCACAGUUAUUGUACUUUUCCCCAAUUUUUUCAUAUAACUGUAUAUUUAUAUUGAAUGAAAUGUUAUUUGUGCUUUAAAAGUGAAAAAAAAAAAAAACCCAACCUAAAUCAAACAAAUACUGGAUGCUGUUUUUCUGGCAUUUUGACUGAUAAAUACCAAAAUUGGAAGAGGGGGCUGGGGCAGGAGGUGUCCUUCAGAGUCUGCAUCAGCCAUAGAACGAGAGGAAUCUGGUGGGGGGUUUUUUGGGGGGAUUGUAGGAGAGACAGUGGGGAGAAGGGGUCAGUCUGUUUUGCUCUAGUAACUUCACAGCGCGGGGGGGGGGCACUAUUGUUCUGGAUGCUUUUCAGUUUUUCAGCUGAUUUCUACAUAACAAGCAAAUCAAAGAAUUACCUUCUAAAGUUUUAGAGAGAUUAACACUGUUCGACCAUUUGAUUAUUUGGAGGAGAGUGGUGCUGGGUGGGUGUGCCUUGCUUUGCAAAACUAGUGAGUGAGGUGUGUGCAUUAGAAGGGUGCAAAGGUACAGAAAGAGAUUCUGAGAAGCCCUCCUCUUCAGGAAGCCAUCUGGUGUAAAUGGCCAUCACACACAUAGCGUCUGAAAUUGGGGAUUUUUGCAUACUCCCUUUCCUUAAGUAAAGACCUGCAUGCAGAUUGCAUAUCCCUUUCUCAAAGAGAGAAAAAGGGAAAUUUGGCCCCAGGUCCCUGGUUCCUCAUCUGUAAAGGGAGAUGGCGUUCCAGAUGUUCUCACAGAUUACCGUGAGAUCACAGUGACAGUAAAUGUCCCUGUUACUGGCCACACACCUGUUACCCAUCAGUACCCGAAUUGGUUUCAUGUUAUCUUUGGAUCAGAGUUAAAUAGGGUAAAAUAAAACACCAAGGCAGUUUAGACAGAAAGGUCUAAAGAGUGGCAACUUUGUAUGUAGUUCUAGGCUCAUUAUGUAUGAACCAAGCUGUCUCCUUUAAAAGUGAAACGUUCUUCUCAAGACCCGGUAUCCAAAGCCUGCCGGAUGAGACCUCCUGAGAAGUAGGUUCAGGCUCUCCCAAUCUUUGGCAAGAUGAAAUCAGAAUGCCCGGAUGUUCUGCUGAUUUCCACCCCACUCCCAAUAUGUGCACUCUUUUGGUUUCUUCACCAAAGCUACCUCCUCUGUCCGCAGCAGAAGGUCCAUGCCGGGUCCCAAAGAUUAUAUUGAUAUAUGAAAGUGGGGUCGCCCCCGAUUUGCCUGCGCAUCUUGGAUCAGGACAGUGUAUCACAGCUCACUCAGAGGAUUUUUUAAACGUCUCGUGUCGCCUCACUGUAUAAGGGAAUGUUGCAUCUUGGGGAAACUUGUACCCACGGAAGUUAUUUGGGUUUAGAAACACUUUCCCUAAAUUGAUGUUUUAAUGCAUUGGAAGGUGAAGUAGGGGAGCGGAGAGGAUGAGCAGGUUUUCAGAUAGUUUGAGAGCCUAAUGAUAAUAAUCCUAGGGAAGUCGUUCACAUCUGCAUGGCCUUUUCGUGCAUCUCCCCACUGGUUCCUUACACUUCGAGGGAGAUAGGACGGUUGCUCUGAUUAUUGUGAUUACUCCCACCCCGUAUCGGGGAUGGAGAACUGGUACCUCCAUGGAGAACUGGUUCCCCACAGGGGAAGCGACGAAUGCCCGAUUAUAAAGCACGAGGAGCUAGAGCCAUUCCUUGAACUCUGCUCUUCUGAUGCCUGUGGUGCUCUCCACGGCUCCUGGGGAGACAGAAACCCUGCAACUCCACCAGAUGGUCUCUCUCUGCUAUUCCUCCUCGGCCACCUCCUCUCGAGCAGAAUUCCCCCGCCUGGCCCCCUGCUUCGCUUGGACAUCCCUGGAUUCAAAGCCAGGGAGAGCGGGCGAGGCCAGCCUAAACCGGACCUGAGUCAAGGGCUCUGUUUUCUGUACCCCCCACCACGUAUCAGCAAGAGCACACACAGGGCAGCAAGACUACCCUGAGGGGAGGCUUGACUCUGGGACUCACUAGCUGAGUGAUGGUGGACAGAUAACUUGACCUGUCUUUGCCUUGGCUUCCUCAUCUGUGAAAUGUGGAUCAUCACAGAGCCUGCCUCACGGGGCUUCUGGGUUAUCCCUGCGUGUGCAGGGGUAGGAGGGCUGGAGGUCACGGACCCUUGGUUUGCUGCCGGGGACGCUUCACGAUGUGAGCGCUGAGACGGCCGGGCAGGGACAGGGAUCUCCCGUCCACACACCUGAGCUCUCCCACCGCACAAGGGACCAAAUCAAGCAAGCCCAGGUUUUGAUCCUGCCUUUCCCUGGAAGCUGAUUCUCUUGACCUCCUUUCAAGGCUAAAAGACUUGGAAAGAGACAGAA